Messenger RNA from Cyanistes caeruleus (blue tit), 5278 nucleotides. Its product is annotated as transmembrane protein 178B-like. The record is from RefSeq and is a predicted model, not a curated record. Lineage: Eukaryota; Metazoa; Chordata; Aves; Passeriformes; Paridae. Gene Ontology annotation, cellular component: membrane.
UGUAAGAACAUGAGCACUACACAUCAUCUUGUAGAGCCUAUGCUACGUGGAUUCCACAUGCAAUAAUUGAUGCUACAACAAAAACCAUUUACAUGGACUGUUCUUAAGUAGUAAGGUCCUUCAGGGAUUUAUUACAUCUUGUUUAGGGGUCUUCUCUACCUAUUAGGAGAGUAAAAUGGUGACAGUAGAAAAUGAUGAAUUGGGAAAGAUCCAUUCUAACAGGCUGCUUUGGAUAGCUUGAACAACAUGCACUUUAAAAUCCCUAAACUUUAAAAUCCCUAAACUGAGGGAAUUAAAAAAUAAAAAGUUCAUCACUGUUGAUAAAACAUGGAUUUUAUUGCUUUUCAGGCUUACUCUGAAAAGUCUCUGGGGUGAGACUGGUACAUCUCAUAUAUACUGAAAAGACUUCUUGGUACCACAAAGUAGCUGAGAAAGUGAGGAGAACCUGCUCAGUCCUGGUGUCUGUAUUUCCCAUUCCUUCUGACUGAUGAUAAAUUGGAAGAGUUAUGGGAUUGCCUGUAAGGUCUGUAGAGGAUCUAGUGGCAUGUUUCAUAAACUUGAUCUGUUUGGUCAUGGCCCUUGGUAAGUAUGAUCUGUCAGUGUGACCCGUAAGAGUUCUUGUGGUAUUUCAAAGGAAGGUUGAUUUAUUUGAUCUGGUGGCCUUGGGUGACGAUGUGGACAGAGUGAAAGCGUGGCUGCGAUGCUCCUCGCAGUCCUGGGAAGAAAUGGUAGGAAAAUGCCAGGAAGCUUCAAUGGCCACUUGGUCCUGAGGCAUGAGGGAGGGGAGGGCCAGGCCUCACAUGGUAUUUAGUUGUUAACUGGCUGUGGCUGCUCAUGGGCAGGAGGGGGUCUCUCCCAGCUGUGUGAGAGUCAGACUGCUCUGAUACUGGGCCACAUAGCAGAAUUGAAAAUGAACUCCUCAAUUUCUUCAUAAACCUCUGGCACAAUUUGUAAAGAAAACCCUCAUGUCUCAAAGUUGGAGACAAAAACUAAACUGAAAGUCAGGGUGUGCUAAACCCAGGAUUAGAGACUGAAUGUAUCACAGCAGGGUUGAUGCUCCCAUGUUUCUAGCAGUUUAGGAACAAGGGGCCUUUGCUCUUCCUGGGUAUCUGGCUAGUCUAGCAAGCAUCCUCUGACCUUUCCCAUCCUUUGUGUUCAGUCAGGAGAUUGAAUCCAGAGAGAGACACUCACAUGUACUCCUCCAAGGGCUGUGCAAGUUCCAAGGGGAACCUGUCUGCAGUUGCAAUACUGAGGGGUAAAAAAAACAUGUUGAGGACAAGGUGUUAAGAAACAAUGUUGGCUGUGAGAAGGUGCAGGAAUGUGGCUGAGCCAUGAAAGUGUCAGUGUGACAUUGCUGGAUGCAGUUCAUUGCAGUUCAUGUUUGUUUUUUAAUCAAGAAAAUUGUACAUGCAGUGUGACUCUCAUGGCAUUCUGUUAAAGCCCUUAGAAAUGCUGGGAUCCUGAUUAUGAUUAGGAUGUCCAUCUAACCUUUUUCUUGGAUGUGUGCUUUAUGGUAAGCUAAUGACCCAUGCGCCUGUUUCCUUCUGUCCUGUAUUCCCAAUGUACUCGUGUGCCAGAACAGACAACACUCACUUGUUGUUCACCACAUGACUCCAUUCUAUUCAAACCCUUGCCUGAAGGCAAAGGUUUUAAUUUUUGCAGGCUUUCUUAUGGUGUUUGUCUGAGUGUGUUGUAAACAAAAGGGAAAUCACUUUGAUAGCAGAUUUCUGAAAUGGAGGGCAGGAUGCUAUCCUUAUUUUAUAGACUGUGAUUUCAGGUAUGUAAGGCUCAGGUCCAAGGACUUAUUGGAGUACCUUUGAAACACCUUUUACUUAACAAUAAAUUCUGGACUGCAAACCUGAUUUUGAUUUUUACUCUUUUUCUUGAGUACUUGGAGAACAAGGUGUUACAUGACUUUAAAUGCAGUCCUGUGGAGUACCUGGCCAUAUUUGAGUGCACGGCAUCUCUGCAAGUGAGACCUAGAGAUUUACUCAAAAAAUGGGAAAUACAAACUAGUGAUGACAAAUGCAAAAUCGAGGUGCUGAAGGUUGCCUGGGUGUGUGUUAAAAUUUCCUGGGAGAAAGUGGCUUAGGUAUUCAGCUGAGAGAUCACACUCACUGCUUCGCCGAUUCCCUGUCUCUCUUGCCUGCCUAUUUCAGAUUUCCCAGCAGAUCUACAGAAAGAGGCUUUCCUUGUUUUGCCUAUAGUGGCUCACAUCAGGGUGGGUCCAGCCUGUGCUCUCGGGAAAAUGGAAUCUUGUUGGAAAAACGGAUUGUGCUGCUGUAAUCAAAGGCUGUUACUGAGCCUAUGGAUUAGAGGUCAGCACUGAGCAAAAGCCCUGAAAUCUAUGCACUCCUCAGUUUUUUUGUUGUGCUUCUUUGUUUUGUUUUGGUUUUGUUUUUGUUUUUUGCAAACUUGCCGUUUUAGUAUAAUUGUAUGUGCCACCUAUCAGCAAAAUCAGCACUUUGAUUUUUGGGGAAGAAAGGAUUAGGAGUACAGUUUUUAAGCCAGAGGUAGAAUGAAUUGAUAUCCAAAAAUUUCUAAAUAACCAGGUUUGUAUGAGAAGCUGGAGAGGUUUUAGUUUUAGUUUACAUGUUAAACUCUUGGAAUAAUGAAGAGCAAAUAUUUGUCUUAGUGACGUCUUAGCUGAGAAGCCCAUAGCUUUGAUCAUAAGGGAUGUACGUCUCUAGUCUUUGCUUUUUCUUUAAUGAGCUAUAAAAAUAGUAAUCCUCCCUCUUGUUUAAAAUGCUGCUUCAUAUGUAUUACUUUUAUGAUCAGGAAGUGUAAGUGCAUCGAUCAUACUUUCGAUGAAUGCAGUGCAUUAUAAUCUAAAAUCUGAUGUCUGUUUUUUCUAUAUACAUAUUUCUCAGCACAUGCAAAUCAUGUCCAUAUUGAAAUUGAGUUCAGUCAGCAGUUACAGGUGAAAUUUGAUUAGGUACUGUGAUGUGUUGUGUACGGCCUAAGUUCUUAACUCAGAUGUCUGCAGCCUUUGCAAAGGAACUGGCACCUUCUGACACUGGCUUGUCUUGCUCAGGUGGCUCCCCAGCCUUGUCCUGAGGUAAGUGCAAGGAGGGAGCACUGCUCAGCAGGAGAGGGCCACUGGCUGCAGGUGAAGGGCAGCACCUCUGUGUAUGGUGUGCAGCUGGAAGUGCUCUGUGGUGCUGGGGAAGCAGCAGGGAGCCACAGCAAGGGAAGGGGUGGUGGGAAGCAUAGCUGAGAAUGGGAGCCUGCUUGAAAUGGGAGGAAAUUCAGAUCACCUUUCCCUCCCUGACCCUAUGGCUGGAUGGAAUUGCCAGGGCCUCUCGUAUGUAGCUUCUGAUCUUGUGAAAUGGGGGCUUCCUCUUUGCAGGUCCUUGCAGAAACCAGGAGUUAUUCAGCGCUGCACUGCUGUGAAGUACCACUACACCUCCAGCUCUCUGCCUCGCAACUUACCCAUCAACAUCACCAACACCAUCCGGCAGGAUGAGUGGCACGCGCUCCAUCUGCGCAGGAUGACAGCUGGCUUCAUUGGCAUGGCAGUCUCCAUCAUCUUGUUUGGGUGGAUCAUUGGUGUGCUGGGCUGCUGCAAACAGCAGGAGCUCAUGCAGUACGUGGCUGGGCUGCUCUUCCUAAUGGGAGGUACUUGCUGCAUCAUCUCACUCUGCACAUGCGUAGCUGGGAUCAAUUUUGAGUUAUCCCGCUAUCCUCGCUACGUCUAUGGGCUGCCAGAGGACAUCAGUCAUGGCUAUGGCUGGUCCAUGUUCUGUGCCUGGGGGGGCUUGGGCCUCACCCUGCUGGCUGGGUUCCUCUGCACAUUGGCCCCAUCACUCAACACCUCCCGGGCAUCUGUACAAAAACCCAGACAAGAAAAUGGGGCCGUGUGACCCCGGAGGGAGUGAGGAGAGACUCUGGAAAGCGCAGCCUGGGCAGAGCUGUGGGUUAACACCAGGAAGAGGUGGCAUGUCAGCGUGUGGAGAGCAGUGCCAGAGCUGUUGAAAUGCCAGCCCGUGGGACGCUGCUACAGCCUCCAGUCGCAGACACGGACAUUGCAAAGUAACUCCAGGUUUGAAUUAUUGGCAACUUGAUCAUUGAUGGUUUAAGGGGGACAGUUCUUUAAAUUUGUUUUUCUUCUGUUUACAAGGGAUUAAGUCCGAGGUUGUGUCUUUUUUUGUGCUGUUUUUUGAACUGUACCUCCAUGGUCCUGUUAUUGUCCAGUUGUAAGGGAUGUUUACGCACCAACUCUAUUGCUGCAGGUCUGUGUAAUUCAGACCCAAUUUAGGGCAAGGAGCUAAGUGAAGUUGGCUUGAACACUUUUGCAACAUGUGGCAUGUCUAGUGUUGGCUCAGGCCAUCCUUUCCCAAAAGAACCUUGAUCUAAGCUGAGGUUUAGGCCAAAGAAUUAGCCCAUUCUUAGUAUUAAUUUAUUUAAAUCAGAAACCUGUGCUAUUCCAUGCUGUGGAUUCAGCUAUUUACUCACUACUCAAAACUGUUUCCAAAAGGAGCUAGCUGUAACUGAGCAGCAAGACCCCAAGAAAACUUAGACUCUGGGAAAGCAGAGGAAAGUUUUUCUCAGCUUCUUACACAGUGAAGGUUACUCAUUUGGCUAACAAACCUUUAUUUUAAUGGGGAGAUGUAUGCAACAUGCAGCUUUUACUUAUUCCACCAGAGGUACAUUUUUCAAAAUGUGUCAUAGUUUGAGCUGCCAGGAUCAACUUUCACUCCUGAACUACUGAACUAACUUGUGGGUGCAACUGCUGUGAAAGGAGAUGAGUAAUUCUCCCUGAGCUCAAAUAACAGUACUGCUAAAAUAGCAGAUGUACAGCCCCCUCUAAUAUUAGUGUCCAAAGGAACCACAGUGUAUUUUCCUCAGGAACGUGUGGCUUCUGCUCAGUUCUCCACUCACGCCCUUCCAAUGUCAAAUGCCCUGAGCGCAGCGUGUCAAGAACACGCGUGUUCUGCUGGAACAAGAUCCCUCUCCAAAAUGAGCACUAAGGACCUUGGUACCAGCACAAGUACUAGGGCUAACUCAGGAACAUCAGCCAAAGUACUUUGGAGUGCAUUUUUCUUUCAUCCAUCUAUUUUUUUUUUCCCUUCUCACAUCCCUGCCCCUCUCCCAAGCAUCUAAAAACUGCACAGGUAAAGAUGAGAUGGCCAGCAUUUGGAGAUGUUUACAUUGUAUUUAAAAUACAAUACAGUGGCAUGUAAGAUAUUUAAUGCUAAAGUCAGUGUAUUUAUGAAAAGUGUAAUUUUUAAAUGGAAGUUGUAAUUCUCAACUGGCAUUAAAAGUACUGAAAGACUUG